AUGGAAGCUCACAAGGCCCUGGUAGCCGGGGUAUCCGAGCGGGUCAAGCACUUCCACGAGACCAAGCAGGCCUUCCGGAUCUACCACGGGUCGACCAACAGCACGCGUCAGUCGCACCGGCGGGCGGACAACACGGUGGACACGAGCCAGCUGAACAAGGUGCUGUGGGUGGACGUGGAGAAGCGGACGGCGCUGUCGGAGCCCAACGUGCCGCUGGGCCAGCUGCUGGAGGCGACGCUCAAGCACGGGCUGGCGCCGCCGGUGGUGAUGGAGUUCCCCACCAUCACCGUCGGCGGCGGCUUCUCCGGCAGCUCGGGCGAGAGCAGCUCCUUCCGGCACGGCGCCUUCGAGGCCACGGUCGAGAGUAUCGAGGUGGUCCUGGCCGACGGGACGGUGACGACGGCGUCGCGCACCGAGAGGCCCGACCUGCUCUGGGGCGCCGCCUCGGCCUUUGGCACGAUCGGCGUCGUCACCCUGGUCGAGGUCCAGCUGCGGCCGGUCAAGCCCUACGUGGAGAUGCGCUACCUCCACUGCGCCACGCCGGAGGAGUACGUCGACCGCAUCGCCGUCGAGGCCGCCAAGCCCGACGUCGAGUUCCUCGACGGCAUCGUCUACGCCCGCGACUCCACCGUCAUCUGCUCCGGCCGCUUCGCCGACGAGGUGCCGCCGGGAAGGAAGGCGGUGGGCUUCACCCGCCGCUUCGACCCUUGGUUCUACCUCCGCGCGCGGGAUGCCGAGAAGAGGCUCGUCAGGUCUGCUGCCAAGAAGGCUGCUGCUGCCGCCGCUGCCGGCACCGGCACCUCCGACAAGGACGGGGUACAGGAAGAGGUGGUCGACUACAUCCCCAUACGCGACUACCUGUUCCGGUAUAACCGCGGCGGGUUCUGGAUGGCCCGGUACGCCUUCGGCUACUUUCUCACGCCGUUCAACCGGCUGACGCGCGGGCUGCUGGACCACUUCAUGCACACGUCGGUCAUGUACCACGCCAUGCACAAGAGCGGCAUGCACGACAUGUACGUGAUCCAGGACGUGGGCGUUCCGUACGGCCAGGCCCCGGAUUUCCACCGUUGGCUCGACGAGACCUACGCCAUCUACCCGCUCUGGCUGUGCCCGCUGCGCAUCCGCCGCGACGCGGCCGACUCGGCCCACGGGCUGCACGCCCAGUUCGCCGACCCGACCAAGACGCCGGAGACGCUGCUCAACUACGGCGUGUGGGGUCCCGUGUCGGGGACGCGGGCCGACAUCGUGCGCAAGAACCGGCUCCUCGAGCACAAGGUGCAGCAGUGCCAAGGCAAGAAGUGGCUCUACAGCCACGCCUACUACACCGAGCAGGAGUUCUGGUCCCACUACGACCGCGACGCCUACGACGCCGUGCGCGUGCGCUACGGCGCCCACGACCUCCCCUCCGUCUACCAAAAGGUCCGCGUCGACUACCAGGCCGAGGAGGCCGCGCUGGCCGACAGGCCGGUCAAGGCCUUGCUGUGGAAGAUCUGGCCCAUCAGGGGUCUCUACGGCGUCUAUUGCGCCUGGACCGGUGGCGAUUAUCUCCUCGAGAAGAAGAAUGACGGCAAGACAAAGGAGAAGAAGAAGGAGAAGAAGAAGGAGAAGAAGAAGGAGAAGAAGAAGAAGGAUGAUGAGGGCAGUGUGCAGGAUACGACGACGACGACGACGACGAUGACGACGACGACGACGCCGAAGCCACCGCAAUCUGCCGAGGCGUCUGGGGAUGUAGCUGGCGAUGCGUCUGGCGAUGCACCCACAGGAAAACCUGUCGAUACGCCCGCCGCUACGUCUGCCGCUAAGGCGUGA
Molecule: messenger RNA, 1809 nt
Organism: Geosmithia morbida
Lineage: Eukaryota; Fungi; Ascomycota; Sordariomycetes; Hypocreales; Bionectriaceae
Product: FAD/FMN-containing dehydrogenase
Exons: 1
Coding region: 1-1809 (602 amino acids)
Biological process (GO): steroid metabolic process
Cellular component (GO): cytoplasm; membrane
Molecular function (GO): Delta24(24-1) sterol reductase activity; FAD binding
Source: RefSeq, a predicted model, not a curated record